AUGCAUGUAAAGGAUGUGUGAAUUUGGAUGAACAUAACUUCGAAAAGAUAAUACCAAGGUUUGAAGCUGUUCUAGUCAAAUUCGACGUGGCUUAUCCCUAUGGAGAUAAACAUGAUGUGUUUAAUAAUCUAGCUACUGAUAUAGUUGAUAAUAGGAACUUCAUACUGGGACAAGUUGCUGUAAAAGACUAUGGUGAAAAGGACAAUGAGGAAUUGGCUGAAAAAUAUGGUGUAAACACCAAAGAUGACUUGCCUGCUCUUCGACUAUUUGUCCAAGGUGAAGAUGAGCCCUUCUCUUUUCCAAAAAACAUACCUUGGACCGAUGAGAACCUGAAAAAGUUUGUGAGGGAUCACACAAAUAUUUAUGUAGGGUUACCUGGUUGUCUUGAAGUAUUUGAUAAGUUGGCUAUCAAAUUCAGUAGUUCUCAGGAAAAAAAUAAAAUUCUAAAAGAAGCAGAAGUGGAACUCGGCAAACUUAACAACGAGAGAGAGAUAAAUGUUGCAAAAACUUACGUAAUUUUCAUGAAAAAGGUAAUUGAGAAUGGAAACGCUUUUGUGGCCCAAGAAGUAAAACGAUUGGGAAAAAUAAUUUCUGAAGGAAAAGUGAAUGAAAAGAAGAGGACAGAACUGUCACAUCGUUUGAAUAUUCUGAAAUCAUUCAGUUUGGAUUCUUCAAAAUCAGAACUAUGAUGGAGGUGGAUUUUGUAUCUUUAUUUAGCUGUGUUCAUUGGGUGUUUUGUUUAUUUCUCGGUAUUACAUAGAAAGCGAGUCGUUGCAAUUUGAGCUGAGUGAAAUAAGUACCUUUUCU
Leptinotarsa decemlineata (Colorado potato beetle) is the source of this 807-nucleotide messenger RNA. RefSeq names its product endoplasmic reticulum protein 29-like protein wbl (gene wbl). Gene Ontology annotation, cellular component: endoplasmic reticulum; endoplasmic reticulum lumen. Lineage: Eukaryota; Metazoa; Arthropoda; Insecta; Coleoptera; Chrysomelidae. The record is from RefSeq and is a predicted model, not a curated record. Gene Ontology annotation, biological process: protein secretion.